AUGGUAGGAGUUGAAGAGAACGGCGCUACUGGCACAUAUAUAGUGCUCCCUAGCGAUCCCCGAGAGGUUUGGCUAGGUCCGCUGUCCACCGUUUUGUCGGCUCAGUACUGGACACGACUGUGGAUUGCCCAGGAGUUUCUUUUAGCCAGUGAGCCGAUACUUCUUUUUCAAAACUUUCAGAUUGGUGCCCGCAGACUCGGCAUAUUUGUUGGGUCUGUUCUGGAUGACGACCGUAUCGAAGACUUGACGACCCUCCCAGGAUGGAAGUACUUUUUUUGGCGGUUGAUACGUUAUGAGGCCGUGUCCGAUACCUCGAAGCCCUCUCAACAUCAUCCCAGUGAUCAAUCUGCAUCACUCGCAUCACUGAUACCAAAAUUUGCCACAUCGGGUUGUCAAGACAAAAGAGACCGUGUUUACGCCCUCCUGUCACUUGCAGAUGAUGGAGAUCUUGGACUGGUCAACUACAGCAUCGGUGAGGACGUUGUAUUUCGGAACACUAUGGCCCUGAUGAAACGCCAUAAAAGGCCGCUAGACGAGCUACUUCUCAUCGGGGAAGCAUUGGUCGAGUCUUUGGAGCUUUGGCCAGCAACACGCCCCUCUUCUUCCAGCCUAGAGAUCAACUUUGAUGGCUUUGAAGAUAUUACACUGCCGAUCUGGGGCUGCACGACUCUGGAGACGUAUAAUAAGAGGCCAGAAGCUCAAGAUGCCCGUGAAACUAUCGAGACAACUUGCAUGUUCGUGGGGAUCCGUGACGGACCGGAUGUACACGUCUUCGAAUACUCGGUAGAGAAACCGAAGGAGAGACCUAUCGUCAAGUAUUCUCGGGCUUAUGAAUACUUGCGGGGCCGACCUCCAGCAUCCUUUGUCCCCGUCUCGGACCUCGAGGUGAUGCAUUUCUGGCUGGAGAAUAUGCCUAGCGAAGCCUUGCACUACUUCACCAAUGCGGAUGACAGCACUCGUCCACUGUGGAACUGGACGGCUCGAGAAUUCGAUAUUUCGGGCUUCGCCACAGAUGAAUCAGCAGAACAAACCGAUCGUGACAUUUUGCCAGCACUGCGGGUAGUCGAUUCAAUGAGAUCCUCUGCAUGUCUACCCUGGGAGGGAUACCGCACCUCCCGGGUUGCUCAGCCUUUUCUCGCAACUUUUAAGUGGAGCCUACUCGAUAAUACCCGGGAAUACCAACACGAUAACUCUAUUCCUCUGUCAGUUCAACACCCGCGGUCAACAACGUUCCGUUUGGACGUCAAGAAGUACAUGAAAAUAUAUGGGGGGAAAGAAUAA
Messenger RNA from Fusarium keratoplasticum, 1281 nucleotides. RefSeq names its product HET domain-containing protein. The transcript is spliced from 2 exons. The record is from RefSeq and is a predicted model, not a curated record. Lineage: Eukaryota; Fungi; Ascomycota; Sordariomycetes; Hypocreales; Nectriaceae. The coding region runs from base 1 to 1281 and encodes 426 amino acids.